AUGAUGGCCCAACCCUUUCCCCACCAUGCCGGCAUCGCUCCUGGUCAUCCUGGAAUGCCUGCAGCUCAUCCCAUGGGCAUGCAGCAUCCUGGCGCCGCUCACAUGGGAGGUCAGCCUGGGCCGGGUAUGAUGCAGGCCAUGCAUCCAGGAGUGUCUGCGCCUCAGGUCACUCAAGGUCCGAUGGUGACCGGUAUGCCUCCCGGUGCUGGGACUCCCGCGCCCGGUCCCAUGCAUAAUGGCAUGGCCAUGGCGCAUCUUGGCCCGCAACAAGCCAUGUUUCAGCAGAACCAUCCGCAGAUGAACUAUGGUCAGGGCAUGAUCACGCCACAGCAACAACAAUUCAUGGCGCGCCAGCGCAUGAUGCAACAGAUGGCCCAAGGGCAAGGGAUGCCGAUGGGUAUGCCCAACGCACAGGGCUUUAAUCAGGCACAGUUGCAACAGAUGAAGAUGGGUAUGGGCAUGCAUCCGCAGAUGCCAAUGAAUCCGAACCACCCCCAAAUGCAGAGCCUACAACACCAACACAACCAACAGCAAGCGCUCAGAGCGCAGCAAGCUCAGGCCCACGCGCAACAACACGCGAUUCAGAUGGCGGCCGCAGCUCAGAAUCAGCGCGCGGCUGCGCAGCAAAUGCAAAUGACACGCUCACAGGAGCAAACCAGUCAACCUCCACAACCACAACCCACACCGGCUCCUCAGACACAGCCUCCUCAGCAACCUCCGCCUACCACACAACCUCAGCAACAACCCGCGCAACCCAAACCACAACCCCCUCAAGUACAACCCGCUCCUAAUGCACAGCAAACUCAGCCGGCCAACCCGCCUGUGAAAACGACAGAACCGGAAGAAGAACCCCAGAUCAAGCAGCAACCGGAUGCUCCUCCUACCAUGAUGAUGUCCGACCUCGGAAAACAAGACGCUUUUGGAGGUCAGUGUAUCCUGCGAUUGAUCAUGUAUCAGGACCUUCUGGCAAAUCCAGAACGACCACAUGAUCUGGAAUAUUGGGAACACCUCAUCGGUCAAUUCUUUUCACCUUUCGGAUCAUUGAGGCAGCAGUUCUUUAGUAACAGGUCCGGAGGCGAUAAAUCGUUCCAGCUACAAUUCCCCUCGCUGGCGCGGUAUUACCACUCGUACUUUGCCGCUGGGGUAAGGCAGAUCCUUCUGCAAUCUUAUGAACACACCCAGACGAAGACGGCGAACGGCGGCGUUCACAUCACCAGCAGCAAUGCGAGUCUUACGUAUGUCUUUGACAACGACCUGCGAGUGACGACGUCCGGGCAGCUCCGCGUUCUGUUCAACGAUAUGCAAGUGAUCGAGCAUCUGAACAUCAGUUGCUCGGGAUGGCAAGAGUACAUUCCACGGAAUGCGCUCUUGCAGACUUCCUCACCCGAGAUGAAGCAGAGUCCCAAAAUCACCAACAAGAAUGUCAAACGGACGCAAGGCAAGGGUAAUGGGCCGAUCAUGGGCCCAGUGAUACCUAGUUCGGGGGUCGGAGAAUGGGGUGUACCGCAACACAUCUCUCAGUUCUUAGAGAUCGCCGAGGUCAUGACGGCCAUGGGUCCGCUCAUGGAGUACUACCACCAGCAUCCAGGCAUUUCGCCCAAAGACUCGUUACUCCGCGUCACGCAGGAAAAUGCGCAGAAUAUGGCACAGGCCAACAACGCGCGACUCAAUCAAAUGGCAAGAGCAGCCAACGGGCAGAUUGCGUUUCCCAAUCAAAUGAACCCCGGCAUGAAUGGUCCCAACAUGAUGAACUCGCCGGCGAUGGGACAUCUGAAUGUCCCUCAAGCCCAGGGCUCACCUAUGAUGGGAGGUCCUGUGCAUACGCCCAGUCCCGCACAAAACCCUGGUGUUGGGGGCGUGGCAAUGAUGCACCAGAUGAGCGCUCAAGGGUCGAAUCUUAGCGGCAGCCAAGGUCCCAGUACGAAUACAAGCCCCAAUGUUUCCAACAAGAGGCGCCGUGCUAGUGUUGUCAAGCUCGAAGAUGAAAAUGCCCAAGGCGAAUCGAAUGGAGCGAAUAAAGUCAAGGCGAGUCCGAAAGUGGGCGGCAAGAGGCAGAAGGGAUCCGCAUAG
Molecule: messenger RNA, 2070 nt
Organism: Cladophialophora carrionii CBS 160.54
Lineage: Eukaryota; Fungi; Ascomycota; Eurotiomycetes; Chaetothyriales; Herpotrichiellaceae
Exons: 2
Coding region: 1-2070 (689 amino acids)
Biological process (GO): negative regulation of transcription by RNA polymerase II; positive regulation of transcription by RNA polymerase II
Cellular component (GO): nucleus; transcription regulator complex
Source: RefSeq, a predicted model, not a curated record